Oncorhynchus masou masou (cherry salmon) is the source of this 2213-nucleotide messenger RNA. RefSeq names its product calnexin. Gene Ontology annotation, cellular component: endoplasmic reticulum; endoplasmic reticulum membrane. Gene Ontology annotation, biological process: protein folding. The coding region runs from base 262 to 1227 and encodes 321 amino acids. Lineage: Eukaryota; Metazoa; Chordata; Actinopteri; Salmoniformes; Salmonidae. The transcript has 8 exons. Gene Ontology annotation, molecular function: calcium ion binding. The record is from RefSeq and is a predicted model, not a curated record.
AGUCAUCGGUGUGUUUUCCUACAGGGCAGGAGGCAGUAGAGUAUCCAGAGGUUAGAGCCAGUGGUUAAAGGUCAUUUGUCUGUUUUCGUACGGGUCAGCAGGCAGUAGAGUAUCCAGAGGUUAGAGCCAGGGGUUAAAGGUCAUCUGUGUGUUUUCCUACAGGUCAGCAGGCAGUAGAGUAUCCAGAGGUUAGCGUUAGAGCCAGGGGUUAAAGGUGUGUUUCCUCCAGGCCAAUGGGUGGUGGAAGAGCCAGCGGCUGCAAUGUAUCCUGGGAACAGAGCACUGGUGAUGAAGUCAUCAGGACGACACCAUGCCAUCGCUGCCUACCUACACACACCCUUCAACUUCAUACACACACCGCUCUGCCUGCAGUAUGAGGUGAGGUUCGGGAGAGAUGUAGAGUGCAGUGGAGCCUACAUAAAACUGCUGACUCAGACCCAUCUGCUACGACUGAGCCAGUUCAGUGAGUCCACUCCAUACUCUGUGAUGUUUGGUCCUGAUAAGUGCGGCACCAGCCACCGCCUCCAUCUCAUCGUCAGGGUAACGGACUCUAGCAACGGCCGUAACCAAGAGAUACACGCCCCCCAACCCGUCGAUGACCUGACGGUGUACUUCACCGACCGACAACCACACCUCUAUACACUACAAUUGUAUCAAGACAGCAGGUAUGAGAUUUUCAUUGACCAAUCGCUGAUCAGUCAAGGCCGCCUGCUGACAGACGAAGUCCAGUACACAGAAUCCCCUGACAGCCAACCAGAGUCCCCGGUGUCUGGAUUAGGGGUGGGGUCAGUCGCGGCGCUGGGUCUGGAACUGUGGUCAUUGUCGGGGGAAGUUAUGUUUGACAAUUUCCUGUUGACUGAUGACCUAAAGCUGGCUAAGAGAUGGACACAGGACACCUGGGGACAGAAACAACCCGGCCUGUUGGAGCGACUCCUGAUAGCAACUAACUCUCGUCCCUGGCUCUGGGGUGUCUACAUCUUCACGGUGGGAUUACCCAUCACCCUCUUCAUCAGCUACAUGUGGCCGGACAAGAGAUUCGGGCCCCCUGACCAGGACUACUACUAUAAGAAAUCUGAUGAACCUCAGCCAGACAGACAACCAGAGAGAGACCAGCCAGACAGACCAACCAGCCUCUCAGACUAUGGUGCGGUGAGUAGAGAGGGGGCCAGGAGGAGAGAAACUCAGAAGGUUCAGAGGAAGUCAGACCUGGAGGUUGAGAAUGAGUGACAAUCCCUGGUCAGCCUGAGGACUAACCAACCCUAACCAGCCUGAGGACUAACUAGAGCUGCGGCAGUCACAAAAUUUCGUCAGCCAGUGAUUGUCAAGCAAAUAACUGUCGGUCUCACAGUUAUUGCCAUUGACACAGACCUUUGGAAUGUCUACAUUUUAAAAUGUCUAAUAAAUCCAUAUAAUAUAGCCUACACCACAAUAAAUCCAUUAUUUAUUUUAGACAGGUCUAAAGAAACAUGAUAUGAAGAAAAUGUAGUCUAUUUCAGAAGAACAGAAUAACAUACUCUGAGUUGUCCUUAUGUUAGGCCCUGAUCUGGCUGUGCCAUAUGGCUGUGGGCGACACUAGUUCAUUUAGCAGACAAGAUUUGCUUAGUAUUCCGUGGCAUUAUUUUAUAAUAUGUUAUAGUAUGAAGAAUACAGUAGAACAAAGCUGAAUAAAAUAGAAAGGAUAUGUUCUCCAAACAGUUUGAUGGAGUGCAACUAUUCUGUGUUGAGUGGUUAACAAAGAAAUAGGUCCUCCUAGAUGCUACAUUUAGAGUCAUUAAUGUAACUUUAGUUGUUCUACAAACGUUGGCCUGUAUGUUUUGAUUUUUAAUACAUUGUAAGGCUGCAUGGUGAGACUCUAAUGAUGAUUUGAAACAAGUUGCUUGAAAGGCAUAAUCGCUGCUUUGUAUUUUGAGAAGGCUGUACACCAGGGGUUCUUAAGCCUGAGACCCAAAUGAGAAAUUAUGUGUUUUGCUGGGACCCAAGCUUAGGAAAAUGUGCAACUAUACGUAAAUAUCGGAACAUUUCAUUGCCCUUAUGCCUAAAAAAAUGCAAUGAAAUACCCAUAAAUAUAUUUGCGUCUAUUUUUAUUUAGUUUAUUCUUAUGUACCUGUCUAGGUUGGAACUGGUUAGAACUGUUUCUGUUAAAAUACAUUUAAUUCUGACCUGAAAUAAAUUGAUUGAUCACAUCACACAGAUGUAGACCAGAACACACAGUC